Lindgomyces ingoldianus is the source of this 1551-nucleotide messenger RNA. RefSeq names its product tethering factor for nuclear proteasome sts1. Gene Ontology annotation, biological process: proteasome localization; nuclear protein quality control by the ubiquitin-proteasome system. Lineage: Eukaryota; Fungi; Ascomycota; Dothideomycetes; Pleosporales; Lindgomycetaceae. The record is from RefSeq and is a predicted model, not a curated record. Gene Ontology annotation, cellular component: nucleus. The coding region runs from base 136 to 1071 and encodes 311 amino acids. The transcript has 2 exons.
CCGCACACAACACCAACACCACAACUGCUUUCACCAUCACCACCCGCUACCUACUUCACUUGCACCGAGUAUAUUGAUCCCCUUGCCACGGCGCAGCCUCUGCGUAUCUAUAUCCGUUUGCGGGCCACAACAAGCAUGAACGUCAUCAACCAACACUUCGCACCCCCUCCUCACCUGCUAAACAACCGCCUCUCGCCUUCCCGCUCUAUCCUGUCGUCGUCGAAUACCAUGUCUAGCAGAAAGCGCAAGGCGGACGACGAAGGCAGCGGCGGAGAUGAUGAUCGCAUGUCCGCAUCCCCUUCUGGGUCUCCUGCUGUAGCAGCACGCCCUCUCCCACGUCACUCCACGAAACGCAUGCGCACAAACGUUUCCGGCCGUCCGCUUCCCCUACCACGACUGCUUGAGACGCUAAGUGCGGACGAGAUGCGGCACCUCCUGCAAUCCAUCUGCCAGCGCCACCAUGACAUCGGCACCGAAGUUGUCUCUACCGCUCCACGGCCGAGCGUCCAGUCAACACUGGAGACUCUAGGCAGAUACCAGUCCGCUUUCCAGGCUGCAUUUCCUUUCGGAGGGCGGCCGUCGUCGGACUACUCUUACAAUCGUGUUCGCCAAAAUCUCAUCGAGCUUCUUGACGCCCUGAAGGACUUCACGCCCCACUUCCUGCCGCCCAACGAGGCCCAGCCUGCAACGUCGCUAGCAUUCCUUGAUGGCGCUACUGAGAUCAUUCAUCGUCUUCCUGACUGGGACACGUAUCAGCACAACCGGCAUAAGGCGGAGGCGUAUGAAGAGAUGGCAAAGGCAUGGGCAGCAGUCAUCCGCGAGGCAGUGAAGCGCGCUGGUGGCAUACAGUUGCAGUACGGCAACUGGGAUCAGAAGAUGGCGAAGCACAAUGAGGAGUCAGGCGGCCGCAUGCAAGAGGCGGUCAAUGAGCUGCGUGGAAGCUUGGGCUGGACGGGUAGCAAUGCGCCGACGACGGUCGCAGGUGGGCCUGCCGAUACUAUAUCUAUCCGGCAACAGUUGCUGAGUGGAACCUAUGGUAUGGGUGCGCCUGUGCGAGUUGGCCCCUGGUAACGGACUGAAAUGUCUGGCGAGUCUGCAAAGGGCGAUGUCGGUAUUGAUAGAACACGGCAGACACAUGGAAAGACAGUAACAGCUGGAGGGAUACUCGCUCGCGAUUGCCGUGAUAUUGGAUGAGCAUAGGGAGUCAUCUGCUCAUUACAAUUUCCCAUAUUGCGUCAAACACUGCGGAUAUCGUCGUGGCAUUGCAUAGCGUAUGCACGUUUAGGAAGGGAUACCACAUUUUGGAGUGCAAACAGUUUUGUCCACUUCCAUGGGAGGAGGUUUUCACGAUAACGACCCUGGCUUUCAUUCGAUGCAUAGCGUGUCUAUCUAUUCGUUCAUCGGGAAUCUUUAGUGUCCCUUACUUCCUAGGGUUUUGGGCGUACAGACGAGGGCCUGAGUUUCGCCCUCUAUGUCGUCGGCGUAAUCUCUUUGCAAUCGAUAUACUCAUGGGUGGGCGGUUGGCAGUAUGUUCGGGAGGGUUAUCUCUAG